This is a messenger RNA of Molossus molossus (Pallas's mastiff bat), 5742 nucleotides long. RefSeq names its product cilia and flagella associated protein 65 (gene CFAP65). The record is from RefSeq and is a predicted model, not a curated record. The transcript is spliced from 34 exons. NCBI's taxonomy places the organism in Eukaryota, Metazoa, Chordata, Mammalia, Chiroptera, Molossidae.
AUGGCGGGGACGGCACGGCAGCUAAGGGAUUGUACACACCAUGGUUGCAUACUGAUAGAGGAAACCUAGAAGACGGAGAGCCCUCCUGUCUCAUUUGCCUCUUUACUCCUAUUCUUCUCCUCACAGGAAGCAGCUCCAAGCCCCAUCGCAAGGACGAGGGACAACAGGGACUGCACCAUGACCUCCAGAUCAUACCUGAGUACCAGCACAGUGGCCAUUCCCACUAUCGAGGGCAGCAGUGUUGCCAUGAGCGCCUGCAGCAGCAGCGUCAGUGCCCGUCCAACCAGCUCCAUGGACAUUCAGAUGUGCUUCUCGAAGAAGCAGGACAAAGUGAAGAAGAGGGUCAUCUGGGGCAUCGAGGUGGCUGAGGAGCUGCUGUGGAAAGGCUGGGAGCUAGGGAAGGAGAUCACCAAGAACCUGGUUCUGAAAAACCUAUCCUUGAAAAUCCAGAAGAUGAAGUACAGGCCCCCCAAGACCAAGUUCUUCUUUACAGUUAUUCCUCAGCCCAUCCUCCUGAGCCCAGGCAUAACCAUCACGCUCCCCAUCAUCUUCCGGCCUCUGGAGAAGAAGGAGUACAUGGACCAGCUGUGGUUUGAGAAAGCAGAGGGGGUGUUCUGUGUGGACCUGAGGGCCACCCUGCCUUGCCACAGUCUGAUCUGCCCACCAUCCCUGCAUUUGCCCAUGUGUGCUGUGGGGGACACAGCUGAGGCCUGGUUCUGCCUGGACAAUGUAGGGGACCUGCCCACCUUCUUCACCUGGGAGUUCUCAAGCCCAUUCCAGAUGCUGCCCACCACAGGGCUGCUGGAGCCAGGUCAGGCUUGCCGGAUCAAGGUGACCUUUCAGCCUCUUGUGGCUGCCAUCCAUGAAGUUCAGGCCACGUGCUGGUAUGGCGGGGACAGCAAACAGAAGAGCAGCAUCCAGCUGCAGGCUAUAGCCAAAUGUGCCCAGCUGCUGGUGAGCAUAAAGCAGAAGCAGCCACAGGACCAGGAUAUUGAGGGCUUCCAGAAAGUACUGCACUUCGGCUCCGUGGCUGUGGGCCGCACCGCUGAGAGGCAAAUCCAGCUACAUAAUCCGUCGGCGGUGAGUGCCCCCUUCAAGAUUGAAGUGGUCCCAGACAUGCUGAUCAAAGACCAGGCCUUCUCAUGCCCCACGGCCUAUGGCACCGUGCCCCCAAGAGGGAAGAAAUAUGUGUCGGUGUUUUUCCACCCGGAGACCUUGGACGUCAGAACUGUGGACUACUUCUCUGUUAUGCCCUCUGGCAGUGCCUCCCAAACCCUGCUUAAAGUCGUUGGUUUCUGCAGAGGUCCUGAUGUGUCCCUGCAGCACUACUGCAUCAACUUCAGCUGGGUCAACCUCGGAGAGCGCCCAGAGCUGUCCCUGGGGAUUGAGAACAAAUCGGACUGCACGGCCCACUUCCAGUUUGCCAUUGACUGCCAGGAGAGUGUCUUCAGCAUCCGACCUACCUUCGGGACCCUGGUGGGCAAGGCCCGCAUGACCCUGCUCUGUGCCUUCCAGCCCACUCACCCCAUCAUCUACUUUCGGCGAGUGGCCUGUCUCAUCCACCACCAGGAGCCGCUGUUCCUGGACCUGAUUGGGACCUGUCACUCAGACAGCACCAAGCCAGCCAUCCUGAGGCCUCAGCACCUCACUUGGUACCGCACACACCUGGUGAGGGGCCUGGCACUCUACCCCCCUGACAUCCUGGGCCUCAUGCUGAGCGAGAAGAAGCUGGAGCAGGACAAGAACGGCGCUCUUGUGAUUCCCCCAGAGGACCCGGAGGACAGGCCAGCCCUGCAGUAUCCCAUCAUCCCCCCCAUGACUGAGUACUUCUUUGAUGGCACCAGAGACGUGGCCAUCUUCCCCCCACCUGUCAGCCUGGAGCCUGGCGAGGUGGAUUUCGGUGCCUGCCCCGGGCCUGAGGGUCCCAGCCCUGUUCCACUGUGCCUAAUGAACCACACCAAGGGCAAGAUCACUGUGGUCUGGACACGCAGGUCUGACUGCCCCUUCUGGGUGACCCCAGAAACCUGCGAUGUGCCCCCGCUCAAGUCCACGGCCAUGCGCCUGCACUUCCAGCCGCCCCACCCAAGUGGCCUCUACGCCGUGGAGCUUGAAGCCUUCGCUGUCUACAAGGUCCUGCAGAACUUCAGUAAUAUCGAGGAGGACUGCACCGUGUGCCCGUCCUGGUGCCUGACACUCCGGGCACGAGGCCACAGCUAUCGUGCUGCCUUGGAGCACCACAUCCCCCAGUAUUCCCUGGAGGUCCCCAAGCUAUUUCCUGCAGUGUCUCCCAGUGAGCCCUCCUACUGCAGCCUGCUCCUGACCAACAAAGGCUCCAUGCUGCUGACCUUCAACCUGGCCCCCAGAGGCAGCUCAGACCUCUCCCUGCGGCCCAGCUCAGGCCUCGUGGCCCCUGGGGCCCACCACAUCUCCCUCAUCUGCACCUGCCCCCGGGGCAACUCCUGGAAGCAGCACACUUUUUACUUGCAGUUCAAUUUUUGCCCUCAGUACCUCAAGGAGGUGAGCAUGCAGAGCCGGGAGGAGCCACUGCAGCUGAAGCUGGACACCUACAAAAACGUUUUCUUCAAGCCCACCCAGGUGGGCUUCUCCUCCACCAGCCUCUUCACCUUCUCCAACCCCUCACGUCUGCCCCUGGAGUUUGAGUGGAGGAUCUCCCAGCAGUACCAACGGAUGCUGGCCGUCCAGCCUGCCAGGGGGCUUAUCCAACCCAACGAGAGCCUUACGCUGACGUGGACCUUCAGCCCCCUGGAGGAGACCAAGUACCUGUUCCGAGUGGGGGUCUGUGUCUGGGAAGCCAACCUGCCCCCAAACGUCAAGCCCCCCCGCACCACCCACUACAUGAUCCGGCUGGUGGGCAUGGGCAUCACCAGCACCCUCUCUGCGAAGGAGAAGGAGCUGGACUUUGGGAACGUGGUGGUGAACAGCAACCAGUCCAGGUGGCUGGUGCUCCUGAACGAAGGCAACUGCACCCUUGACUAUCGCCUGUUCCUGGAGCAGAGCAGCCCUGAGGGUGUGAGCAGCGGCCCUCCCGCUUUUCAGCUGGAGCGCACAGAGGGGAGCAUUCCACCCCGCUCCCAGGACACCAUCUGCCUGACUGCCCGUCCCAGCCACCGGUCCCAGUACUCCUGGACCGUCAGCUACUCUCUCGUCUCCCACAGAGAUAACAAGGUUGGGGAGAAGCAGGAGUUGUGCCGCGUCUUCCUGAUGGCCGUGUACCCCUUACUCUCCGUCCUGGAUGUCUGUUCCAUGGGUAGCGCUCAGGGCAUCACCCGGAGGCACCUGUGGCACCUCUUCUCCCUGGACAUGCUCAACAGUUACUUGGAGCGCGACCCCACCCCCCAGGAGCUCACCUACAAGGUGCCCACCCGGCAUAGCACAAGUCAGAUCCCCCCCAUCUUCACCCCUCUGAAACUCGACUUCAAUUUUGGGGCAGCGCCAAUAGAGGCCCCACCCUCUGUGGUGCUCCUGGCCCUGAAGAACAGUGGAGUGGUGCCCCUGGACUGGGCCUUCCUCUUUCCAAGCGACCAGCAGAUUGACCUGGAGCCGUGGGCAGACGAAGCGGAGUUUGACUGCAUCGAGCUACACCAAAUGCGUGUGCAGGACAAUUGCAUAUUCUCCAUCAGCCCCCGGACGGGGAGCCUGAGUCCUGGGCAGGAGCAGGUGGUGGAGCUCCAGUACAGCCACCUCUUCAUUGGCACUGAUCGCCUCCCAGUGCUCUUCAAGGUGUCCUAUGGCCGGGAGAUCCUGCUAAAUUUCGUUGGUGUGACAGUGAGGCUGGAGCAGAAGUAUGUGCACUUCACCUCCACGAGCCACCAGUUCAUCCCUGUCCCCAUCGGUGACGCACUGCCGCCGCAGCAGAUUUAUGAGAUGUACAAUGGUGGCUCGGUGCCCGUGACAUAUGAGAUCCAGACCAACGUCCUGACUCAUGUUCAGGAAAAAAAUUUUGACCACCCCAUCUUCUGCUGCCUCAACCCCCAAGGGGAGAUCCAGCCGGGCACAACUGCUCAGGUCCUGUGGAUCUUCUCACCUAUUGAAGCCAAGACCUACACAGUGAACGUGCCCGUACACAUCCUGGGAUGGAACUCAGCCAUAAUCCAAUUCCAAGGAGUGGGCUAUGACCCCCAUGCCAUGGGGGAUACAGCCCCUUUCCACAAUAUCUCCUCAUGGGACAACAGCUCCGUACACUCAAGGCUGAUGGUCCCUGGACAGAAUGUCUUCCUGUCCCAGUCUCGCAUCUCACUGGGAAACAUUCCUGUGCAGAGCAAGUGCAGCCGCUUUCUGUUCCUCAACAACAUCUCCAAGAAUGAGACAAUUGUCUUCGUCUGGCAGCUGAAGCCUCUAGACUUCGGGGAGGUGUCUGUGAGCCCCAUGAAAGGGAAGGUGGCCCCGGGAGAGUCAAUCCCAUUUGUGGUGACUCUGAAGGCCUCAGUGCAUGCCAGUUUCUACAGCAUGGACCUGGUAUGCAAGGUGUACCAGCAGGAACUCCUUCAGGAGUUCCAUAAAGAGCUGCAAGAGUGGAAGGAUGAGCAGGUGCGGCAGGAAGUGGAGUUUACAAUCACGGACAGGAAAGUGGAGAGAAGGGUAUAUUGUACAGCCUGUGGACCUACGAGGAAGUACAAGACGCUGCCCCCUAUCAGGAAACAGCAGUCUCUCAACCAGCCCACCAGCUGGAAUCUUAAGAUCCCAAAGGAGGAGACAUCUUGGCCACGUCCCCAGCCACCUUCACCAAUCAUGCUCUACUUGGGCCUCACUGCCCGUGCCCAUGCCAUCGACUACUUCCUGGCUAACUUCUUCUCCGACUUUUCCCGAUACUUCUUGCACAGGGACCUGCCAAAGAAUUGUGUCAGGGAGGAGUCAGAGGCUUCUGAGAAAGAAUCCCCUGACAAGUGGGACCCUGCCUCCAAGCAGAAGAAGCAGCUUCUGGUUGACUGUCUCACCGCCAUCAUCAGGGGCCUGUUGGAAGACAAGACCUUCCAUGAGGCCAUAGAACAAACCCUGGUGGAGCGGACGCCUUACUUUUGCCAGUUCUGGAAUGAGCAGUCAGCCAGGUUCAUGGCCCACAACAGCAAUGUGUACUUAGAGCCAGACUCAUCUCUAUCCUCCGACAGUGGAGAGAAUGCGGAAGCCAAGGAGCAGGAGGAGGACAAAUGGAGGCCGGGGAAGCAAGAAGUAGGGGAAGAGGAUGAGGAGGAGGAAGAAGAAGAGGAGGAGGAGGAGGAGGAGUUAGAGGAGGAAGAGGAGGAAGAAGAGAUAAAAGAGGAGGAGGAAACAGGCAAGGAGGAGCUGGAGGUGAAGGAGGAGGUAAAGGAGAAGGAAGAGAAGUUGACCCGGACAGGGAUUGAAUCCACACCGCCACCUAUGUCCCAGGAGUUGCAGAAAUGGUGGUGGCAGCAGCAGCUGAAGGUCAUAAUGAAGGAGGAGCAAGAGCACGAUGAGAAGGAGGCCAUCAGUCGGCUCCCGGCUUUCGCCAACCUGCAGGAGGCGCUGCUGGAGAACAUAAUCCAGAACAUCCUGGUGGAGGCGAGCCGAGGAGAGGUGGUGCUCACCUCUCGGCCGCGCGUCAUCGCGCUGCCACCGCUCAGCUUUCCCAGAACUCCGACUCCAGACCUGCUGGCGACAGCUCCCCUAGAGUCACAGCAAAUAGUGCCCCGGCUGCUGGCGGCACCGCCCUCUCCUGAUGUAUUGCGGACACAAGCGCCCAGCCCCUUGAACUUGCUUCCCUAG